Molecule: messenger RNA, 870 nt
Organism: Monodelphis domestica (gray short-tailed opossum)
Lineage: Eukaryota; Metazoa; Chordata; Mammalia; Didelphimorphia; Didelphidae
Gene: ABRACL
Product: ABRA C-terminal like
Biological process (GO): regulation of actin filament-based process
Source: RefSeq, a predicted model, not a curated record
UAACUCAUACUUUUUCUCCACCCUCUUCCCCCUCCGACGCCUUUCUCUAUUGAUUUCAUAAGCUUCCUUCCUUGCGGCUCUUCCUCCCGGCGCCUGGCUGAAGACGAACACGAUCUGUGCAGUCAUCGAAAACCUUUUUGAUUGAAGAAAUUAAAAAAAAAAAAAAAGAAACCACCCCAUUCAAACGAGUGGCCGAGGACUGGAAGGCAACAAUGAAUGUGGAACAUGAAAUUAGCCUCUUGGUUGAAGAAAUGCAACGUCUGGGUACAAGAGGUCCUGAUGGAAAGCUAAGUGUCAAAUUUGGGGUACUUUUCCAAGAUGACAAAUGUGCCAACCUCUUUGAAGCUCUUGUGGGAACCCUCAAGGCAGCCAAGAGAAGGAAGAUUGUAACUUACCAAGGAGAACUGCUCUUACAAGGUGUCCAUGAUGAUGUUGAGAUUGUAUUGCUUCAAAAUUGAUGUAUUUGCAAAACUAUUGGGCAUUGUUAUUUUUGUUUCUGGCAAACUAUGAUGAGGAUUCUUAAUUAAAAGACAAUAUCAAAGUGUUUAAUGUAUUUUUCUAUAACUUUGUAAUCAAAAGACUUGUAUUUUGGAAGACAGUCCAUUUUGUACUUCUUAGAACAUUAGUGCAUUGCAUUAUAAAAUAAAAAACUCAAUAAUUAUUGUUUUUCUCAGGAAUAUGUUUUGAAAGUGUUGGAAAUAAAAUUGGUGUGUAUGGGGUUUUGGUGGGGGGCAGUGUUUUGUUUUACAAACCCAUUCUUAAAAGUGAAUCUGAUGAUUAUGUUGCCAUCAUGUGAAAAUAAAUAAAGGUGAUUUACCUAAAUUGGUGACCAAAAGCUAUAAUGAAUCUGUAAUAAAGCCAUUUACAUCA